AUGGCGCAGCAGAACCAUCGGAACAGCCCACAUCUCUCUUCUCACCUUCAGAACGGCUCCGCUCCCCCAUCGCCAUCAAUGUCGAACUCCCAGCAGCAGCAGCAGCAGGGCGGCCAGUCGCGCCAGCAGCCGGUCAAUUAUCCCAGCCCGACCUCGUACCCGUCGCCAUCGCUGUCGAAUGCGCAAUACAACUACCCUCCGCCGAACAACCAACAGGUCAGUGAACCAUAUCGCGCAAGCCCAACUGGCAGCAACGGCUCGCUCUCGCUGCCCAGCAUGCGCACGCUGGACCCGGUGCACCAGCAGCAGCAACAGCAGGCCCAGCAGCAGCACCAUCUGGCGUCAGGACUCCCGCCGGUCGCUCCCAUGGCAGGCGGACCCUACUAUCACAACCAAGGCCAGACGCUGCCUCAUCCCCAGCACCAGUAUCCCAACGUGACCUCGGACCCGACGGGCCAGAACAUGCGAUAUGCCCUCCCGGUCACCGACUCGAGAGUCAUGAGCGGCGGCCGCCAUAAGAAGGCGAAGGCACAUGAGCUUGCUCAAGCCGAGUCCACCGCGAGAAAAGAGACGAGAGCGUGCGACGAAGCCCACCCGGCCUGCCGCAACUGCCAAAAGUCCAAGCGUGAGUGCUUGGGCUACGAUCCCAUCUUCAAGCAGCAGCCUGGCCCUACAGCCAUCCAGCCUGCUCCCAGCUCUGCUCCAGCCCAGGGCGGUUCGACUGCGACGGCGAAUCCAUACGGUCAUCAGCCGCAGAUGAUGCCCGCGGGCUACGGCGUCCCUGUCUCGAGCAUGAAUUACGAGCCAUCCCUCUCGGCCGGCGUCAGUUCGCCUGGCUCGGCGAGUCAACAGUUUGAUUAUUCCUCGGCGAUUGAUCCAGCAUUGGAGGCUGCUGCCCCGCCGACCACAGUCGGGGGCAAUGCCUACCAUCAGACAACAUCAGGUAUGCCAAUCUUCCGCGAUGAUAUCAAGAGAGACGUACAGAGUGCCAGCCCAUUCUCGUCUGCGGCGUCCGACACCCCGCACCUGAGAGGUGGCGCUGGGUCUCUGUUCUCCCCUUCAGUUGCAUCUACAGCAGAACUCUCGGCUUACACGACCACUUCAGCAAAACGCACUGUUAGCGAACUCCUCGCCAUGGGCGGCAUCGCUCCCCCUCCCUCUGCCGCCGACGUCUCGCAGCUACCCAACCAGCUCGAGGAAACGAAGCACCUCUACUACAGCAUCUAUGCCCCGGGCCUCGAAAACUUCCUGGAGUCACGGUGGUUCACUACAAAGGGCCUGGCCAAGUUGCUCGGUGACAAGGGAUUGCUCGACCAGUUUGGUACUCUACUGCACCAAUUCUCCAAGACCCCUCAGAACGAUAUCAAGGAGAUGGCAUAUACCGCCAGUGUCGAGGCAAGAAUUGUCUGGGCGCUCGCCAACACGGUACGCAUUGCGGCUGUGGAAGCCUCCGGCAACAGAGAGAUCAAGACUGUCCCGCCAAAUGAUGACCCCGUUGAGGCUGGUAAUCGCUUGACCGUCUUCGAGAACUUGUUGACCGGACAGGUUGCUCCCCGGAAUUCACUUACCGCUCCUGUGCCCGGAAGCACCGAUCACCACAGACUCCGUGAGUUGGAGUUCUGGUACACCCUUGGAAACUUCGUUUGCCUCCGAGACGAUGAUCCAGCAUCGGCCAAAGACAUCGAUAACACACUUGCAGCCCUCCGCAAUCUUCUCGACGGCAGAGAGAAUCGAGAUGUCCUUUACUCUAUUGCGGUCGUCCGUGUUAUCGGUCCACGGGUUUCCGAGUACACGGAUAACGAUACUCCCCUCCACUUCGACGAGAGCGACAACAAGAGCAAACUCCUUGUUGCAAAGAAGUUUGUUAUGGACGAGGGAUCUGGCGCGGGUACCACCAAUGUGAUUCGGAGACUAUGUGAGCUAGCUGCACGGUCCUGGACUACACCAGCACCGGCACCGCCCUCCGCACCUGUACCGGCAGCUUCUCCUGCACCUGCUGAUACUGCCCCUCCUGCUUCUGUGGCUGCCCCGGAAACUUCCACGGCUGCUACGACUUCUCCUGCCCCUGCGGCGGUUCCAGCCUCCACAACCUAA
Venustampulla echinocandica is the source of this 2094-nucleotide messenger RNA. RefSeq lists its product as uncharacterized. Bases 1 to 2094 code for a protein of 697 amino acids. Gene Ontology annotation, biological process: regulation of DNA-templated transcription. NCBI's taxonomy places the organism in Eukaryota, Fungi, Ascomycota, Leotiomycetes, Helotiales, Pleuroascaceae. The transcript is spliced from 3 exons. The record is from RefSeq and is a predicted model, not a curated record. Gene Ontology annotation, molecular function: zinc ion binding; DNA-binding transcription factor activity, RNA polymerase II-specific.